AUGUCUGAUGUGAGGACUAAGGUGCAGCUGAAGACUGUCUCUGGCAGGACGUGCACAGUCGCACCGCCCUUCACGCUGCAGCGGCUGCUCGAGGCGGCGGUCAAUCAACUGCAAUUGCUGCCGGAGACUAUUAAACUCUGCGCAAACGGAAAGGUCUUCUAUACAGCCACGAUGAAACAACAACAACAACAACAGAAAAAACAGCAACAAGAGGAAAAACAACAACAAGAAGAGGAAGUAGUAGUAGAGAAGAAUGAGAAAGAGGAAGUUGAAAUACCAGAGAGAGGUGUUAUUCUGGUUGUGGGAAGGCGAAACUAUCCAAAUAACGUUGCUAUGGGAAAGGGAAUUGGAACAUCGUUAACUAGAAAUGUUAAAUCGGCAGAUGAAGUCAAUAGGGGGAAAGGAAUGUCUAAUGAUUUUAUAAUGGAAAGGAGUAGUACAGCUCCUUCUUCUGCUUCUGUUGUUUCCGAGAGAAAAGUAACAAGGCCCAAAAUCAAUAUUCUUAAUUCAACUCCUACUGUGAAUACCACCCCUACUAGUAGUGAUAUCAAACAUAUUCAAGGCGAUAUAACAGAGUCUGAUGAGUAUCGUUUUCUAAAACAUUUUGUGUUUUUACGAGGUAAACGAAGCAUGAAAGACUUUCUUGAUUAUAUAGAGAUGUAUUAUAGUGAAGAUCCAAAUUAUAUUCGUGGUCAUCCUCUUAUGGUUUCUAUUGUUGAAUAUGUGAGUCUUGAUCCAGAUAGACUAAAAGAGGUUUUAACAACCAUACAAGAAGUAGAACCAGAUUUAUUAAGAUGGAUUGAGAAAAAUACAGAGUUUUUUCUAAAUGUUAUCAAUUCCAAACCAUAUUGGAGAUCUGCUACUUCACCUGUAUGGCUGAUUAUUAAGGCAAGAAAGACAUAUCUAAGAUCUCCAGAAUCUUUUUCUAGUGUAGCUGAAUUAGCACAUCGUAUGCUGGAAUAUUAUCAGCAUGAUAAUAUGUUUAUGGAGUAUUAUAGAGAUAUAUUAACUUCUCUAACGGUAAGUGAUGAUUUAUUACCUUUAAAUAAUAGUCAAAGUAAUGACGAUGGAUCUUUGCAAAAUAAGAAUGAAUCAAAGAGUAGUAAUAAUAUAUCUAAAGAACCAUUAGACGAUGUUUCGUACCUUUGUGCAUGCAGAGAAGAUGAUUCUCUGCUGGAUCCAUAUUGUCAAGAAGUGGAGUCACUCUACCGUUCAUGGGAAAUUGGACGGGAAAGAUGGAAUUUAUUACCACCAGAAAAUCCAGAAAAACUUUCUAUAUGCAAUAAUAUGAAAUCUUUGCUACGUGAUGCUUGUGGUACUCUUAUGCGAGUUAUGGAAUAUUUCCUUGUAAACACUCCUACACCUACUGUAUUAACGAAAUUAAAUGAUAUUGCUCAGAAAUUCUUAAGUGAAGGUGAAGAGUGGCAUGUGGAACAGAAAAAAACAUAUGAUGCAUUCGAUAUUGCACUUACACAUCUUCUUUUUAAUGCAGGACAUGAUCUUAUUAAGGUUCAAUUGGAUGCAUGUUCAACGAAUAGGUGUAAAUCUGCUUCUAAGAGUCGAUCGUCUGUAUCGGAUGGACUUGAAAGUUCUCCCAUGUUAGAUCCAACCAUACGAUGGAUAACAUCUUCUGGUCCAUUUAUACUAGUACAUGAAUUACAAGAGUAUAGUAUACAACAAAAAGUAAGCAUUGUAAUUUAUACGAUGAUAUCUGCUACUAAGGGUUGUGUAUAUGUUAUAAAAAAAGGGGAAUUGCGUAUGGUGCCUAUGACCUUGGAUACCGUAGCCGCAGAUGAAUUUAACCGCCUUGAAAAUGUUUACAAUAUAUUUGAGGAAAAAUUAAGGAGAUGUAAACCCGGUAGAAGGGAAGAAGCAAGGAAAGCAGCUAAAAAUAUGUGGGAUAAACUAAUGUAUUCUUUAUAUACUCGAUAUAUCACUCCAAUUGAAAAUCUUCUACCUCCUGCUGCAAAAAAAGUAUAUGCUCCAUCCUCAAAGGUGAGUGAGGUUUGUUUUAUUCAUACCUGGGCACCAAAACAAAUGCCUAUUCCAUUUCACGCUUUGCAAUCCAAGCGUAAUUCAAUCACUUGUGUAUUGAAAUGGGCAACUUUUAUGGCAUAUCGUCCAUGGGAUUUAAUUCUUUCUUCAGAGAUUCCUUGGUCUAAUUAUGCUACCAGUUUUCCUACUAUUACACGAAUAUAUGAUACUGUUGUAAAACCUUCAAAGGCUGUUUCAGAAAAAUUAAUGAAUGCCACAUCAAAUAUGGUUACUUUUAUGAAUAUUAAUGAUGUUGGUUGUAAUGCGUCAGGAAAGGAUUUAUCAGAGGGAAAAAAUACCAAAAUAUAUCAAAAAGUAGAACCACAAGAAUUAUGGGGUAACGUUCCAUGGGGAUCAUUUCUGCAGAAGACAAUAGGUAACGUUUAUCCAGGAGUUCCAACCCAUGCUUUUUUACACGGCAAAGAUGCGAAUCAAACAUCUAAAACUGCUCUUUUUAUUCAUGAAGAGGUAAGAACACGUUAUGGUUGGAAAAGGUGUGAGAUGGGAGACAAGGACAGUAAAAGUUCAUCUGUGUAUGAUUCUAAUCGUUCCGCCUCAUUCCUUCGAGGGGUGCCGUUUAACCAAAGUGCAGAUUUAUUUGUAUCUCAUGUUUUAGGUCGUGAAACUGGGGUGGGUAUUCACCGUGCUGCUCUUAUGCCAAUUUUUGGAGUAACAGGUGAAGGACCAAUUGAAACGUACAGCUACUUUUUUAAAUAUCUUAUUUCAACUGAAGAAAUGACUGCAGCAAAGGCUUAUCGUCUGGCACUUUUGUUUUUAUGGCUCUCAGAAUAUGGGAAUGAACCAUGGCGCCCGGCAUCAGUGUCCUUAUUUAAUUAUGGAGGCCCUAUGCUAACUCUCCGUCACUUUUUUGAGAUUUACAAAACAAAGUACCCUGUUGAAACUUCAGAAUCCAAGAAAAAUGUAAACUCUAAUUCUGAGAACACUGUGAGAGAUGAAAAAGGGAAAACGAAAGGAAGUGCUAGGCGUGCUGUAAGUGAUGUGAAGUUUAGCAAAUAUGUGGAGCAACACUCAAUUGAUUCGAUUUUUGGUGUCAUGUUAAAAGCUCUUGAUGAUAAUAAACCUGUGGGUAAAGUCGCUGUUUUUGACGCUUUGAUUGAUUCUCUUGAGAGAAACCGAGAGAGCCUAAGUGGUGUAUUAGGGGAAGAGACAGAUACGAAGGAAAGAUCACUAGGAGAAGAUGAUUCGCACCCUGUUACACAUAUUGUGACACCAGCGAAACCGACUGGAGCUCGGAGUUCUUUUGUCACCUCCGUUCGGAAUAUGAUUGCUGCGUCUAGAAAUGCCAGUGGCGUAAAUACCAACAACAGUAUUAAUAUCUCAAAGGAUGACAAGACGCCCCAGAAAGAACCACAACCACCUGCAAGCAAGUAG
Messenger RNA from Trypanosoma theileri, 3426 nucleotides. RefSeq lists its product as uncharacterized. Gene Ontology annotation, biological process: nucleotide-excision repair; proteasome-mediated ubiquitin-dependent protein catabolic process. The record is from RefSeq and is a predicted model, not a curated record. NCBI's taxonomy places the organism in Eukaryota, Euglenozoa, Kinetoplastea, Trypanosomatida, Trypanosomatidae. Gene Ontology annotation, molecular function: damaged DNA binding. The transcript has a single exon. Bases 1 to 3426 code for a protein of 1141 amino acids.